AGCAUUCUGUUAGCUGUCAGUGUUGUAAAACUCUCGUUUGUUUAGUGUUAACUAUUAUAAACAGGCGUUUUGGGUUUAGCAAAAUAUUGUUAAAUUCCCCAUUUAUUUUAUUAACAAAAAGUGCAAAUACAAUAAUUAAAUGGCCGACGAAACGGAGCAGCUUAGCCAGGUGAUUUUGCCGGUGAAGGAACCGCUGGAUCUCAUCCGAUUAAGUUUGGAUGAAAAGGUGUACGUAAAGAUGCGCAACGAAAGGGAACUGCGGGGACGUCUCCACGCCUUCGAUCAACAUUUAAACAUGGUGCUGGGCGACGCGGAGGAGACGGUAACCACUGUGGAGAUUGACGAGGAGACCUACGAGGAAGUGUACAAGACCGCCAAGCGCACCAUUCCCAUGUUAUUCGUGAGAGGCGAUGGAGUCAUCCUGGUUUCACCUCCCAUGAGGGUUGGCUAGCGGGUCCCCCUUCGAUUUUAAGUCAAUUCACCUGCAUUUAUACAUUCUGUAUUUAUAUUGGUUAAUAAAUGUCUAAAAGAAAA
Messenger RNA from Drosophila suzukii, 534 nucleotides. RefSeq names its product U6 snRNA-associated Sm-like protein LSm3 (gene LSm3). Gene Ontology annotation, cellular component: Lsm1-7-Pat1 complex; U6 snRNP; U4/U6 x U5 tri-snRNP complex. Gene Ontology annotation, biological process: P-body assembly; mRNA splicing, via spliceosome. Gene Ontology annotation, molecular function: RNA binding. NCBI's taxonomy places the organism in Eukaryota, Metazoa, Arthropoda, Insecta, Diptera, Drosophilidae. The record is from RefSeq and is a predicted model, not a curated record.